Molecule: messenger RNA, 1917 nt
Organism: Brettanomyces bruxellensis
Lineage: Eukaryota; Fungi; Ascomycota; Pichiomycetes; Pichiales; Pichiaceae
Exons: 1
Coding region: 1-1917 (638 amino acids)
Biological process (GO): regulation of glycogen biosynthetic process
Cellular component (GO): protein phosphatase type 1 complex
Molecular function (GO): glycogen binding; protein phosphatase 1 binding
Source: RefSeq, a predicted model, not a curated record
AUGCCAUACCUAGGUCCAAGAUCGUUCGAAACAGCACCUCUAACCGCAUCAAAUUUAUCUUGCUUGAAUAGUGAGCUGGGACAAAGGGUUAAUGCCCCAUCAUCCUCUGAAGUUACGGCGAAGAGUACAGGUGUUCCCUUAGUUUGUUCCAAAGUGCCUGAUGAAAUAAUCAGUAAGGAGAUGAAGGGCAGCAGCUCAACGUCCAAUCAGAGCUCGGAGUUCGAUUCCAUACAAUCGUCCACGUCACGUGAUUCAUCGUCACGAUCUGCGGAUGACGAACUUAUUGUUUCCACACCUCUGUCUUCUGUCUCCAGCACUGGCUCAAGUAGCAGCUUGCAUACUUUUGAUGUUCCAGUCAACCUCCCAAGCAGAGAAUCGACUAUUUCUCAGGGAGACAAUCAGACGAUUGUUGGCGAUGACGAAAAUAAGACCAUCGUGUCAGAAAAGCCGACCGAUCUCAAUCUCAACAACCCUGCCUUACACUUCUCCAUGAUGGCUUCGAAGCCAACAAAUCAUUCUUCCUCCUCAUCUUCUAACUUGCAGAGACAGUCUCUUGGAACUCCAUUAAAGAGAAUUGCCAAGUCAUUUGUCGACAAUACCUCUUCAACCAAGCCUCACAUACAGAGGCCAAGGCUUCUCAGAAAGAAGUCUGGUGAGCCUAUCAAGUCAUCGCUCAAGCUUCCAUCCUUGGUCAGAUCUGAGUCGAUGCCAAAUUCGAAAUCCGUUCGGUUUGCACCACAGUUGGCAGACGUGAAGUUCUUCUUCAGAACAGAAAAGCCGGCCGCCGUGUCCAAAGAGACCUCAACUGUGCACCAUGUGCACUCAAAAAAGCCGGUUUGGGACUUUGGAAUGUCUUCUGGUUCUUCUGAUGAAGAAGAAGAAGAUAAUGACUCUUUGCUUGGCAAUGAAGAGUGUUGGGAACUCGUGUCAAACGACUCUGCCCCAUCCAAGAUGGACGUCAACUUUGCCAGAUUUUCGACCGGCCGGCCCGUCGUUUUGGAGUCGGUGAAACUGAAUUGUUCGAGAACGUCGUUGAUCGGCUUUGUGUAUGUCAAAAAUGUGGCGUACCAGAAGAAGAUCGUUAUACGGUUGACCACAGAUGACUGGAAAAGCUACAUGGAGGUGGAUAGCGCGAACUACAUUUCGUCCAAUCACAUCUUCAAGUACUCGGACACAUCCUCAAGUUAUGACAAGUUCUCAUUUAUCCUCAAGCUUGACUCUAUAUGCAGCAACAAGCCUCUGGUGUGUGUCAAGUACUGCGUUCAGUACAUAUCCGGUGGUCACGUAUACUGGGAUAGCAACCAUGGCCGGAAUUUCAGUCUUAUGCUAAAGAGAGCUGGUUCGACUACCGGAGUAAGAGUUUCUGGUCAUCAUUCCUCAUCUCGUACAUCGUUCAGUUCGGUCGAGCGGUCGCUGUUUGCUCCAGAUGAUGUUGGAUUUAAGCUCAAGAAGAACGAUAACUUCAAUGAGUCGUUCAACUCCUCUGAGAAGUUCGAGUUCCAGCCAAAGAAGGCCAAGAACUAUCUUCUGAAGAAGAUCCAGUCCGAAUCAUGCAUAUCAUCUCUGGCUACACAUCAUCUAUCUGUUGCUUCGUUGAACGCAGCACGCAUUCCAAGGUCUGCCAGACCUGCAUCUGCCAUUCGGUCUGAAUUUGCUCCUAGUAUUCAUUAUAGAAAGGCCUUCAUGAGUGCAAGAAAGCCAUCAUUUGCUCCACAAAGACCCAGACCCGUUGCUUUUGGCACAGUGAACGAUUUCAAUGAUUACAAUCAGAUCGUCAAAAACUUCUGCUUCUGUGGUUCUGAUACAAAUCCUGCAGGCUCUUCUUACAACUCCCCAAGCCAUAUGAAUUAUGCAGCAGCAGCUGCUGCUGGUGGCCGUAGCCUAAAUAAUGACUUUUCUUCAUUAUGCUUGAGCUAA